UACAUACAUCUAUAUAUACCCCUUCCAAUCAGGAAGAACUCACUCAAACAUCAUAUAUAUAUUACAAAGAACGAGAAAGGGAUCAGAAAGGUGUACGUACGUACAAUGGCAUCUGAAUGUCCAGGUAAGAACUCAUGGCCGGAGCUGGUUGGAGCAAGUGGGGAGGCUGCAGCGGAAAAGAUAGAAGCAGAGAAUAGCAACGUGCAUGUAACUGUGCUGCUGGAAGGGACGCCAGUGACUAAGGACUUUAGGUGUGACAGGGUCAGGGUUUGGGUUAAGGAGAGUGGUGUUGUUUAUGAAGUUCCUCGAGUUGGAUAGCUAGCUAGCUAGGUAGGCCAUUUCAAUGGCUUAAAGUACUGCAUGCAUGCCCACCAGGCAAUUGGUACUUGGAGAUUUGUGUAAUAAAUUAAUUAAUAUGUAAAAUAAUUGUACUAGCCAUUGGUUACGUACGACGUUGGCGGGCUGCCUCUUUGUAAA
Messenger RNA from Juglans microcarpa x Juglans regia, 477 nucleotides. Its product is annotated as inhibitor of trypsin and hageman factor. Gene Ontology annotation, molecular function: serine-type endopeptidase inhibitor activity. NCBI's taxonomy places the organism in Eukaryota, Viridiplantae, Streptophyta, Magnoliopsida, Fagales, Juglandaceae. Gene Ontology annotation, biological process: response to wounding. The coding region runs from base 106 to 318 and encodes 70 amino acids. The transcript is spliced from 2 exons. The record is from RefSeq and is a predicted model, not a curated record.